Messenger RNA from Dentiscutata erythropus, 450 nucleotides. The record is from the annotation of a GenBank genome assembly. Lineage: Eukaryota; Fungi; Glomeromycota; Glomeromycetes; Diversisporales; Gigasporaceae.
AUGGAACACUUUAUUCGUCCUCUUUUCAUCUUGGGUCUCUUAACUUUUCUUAUUUCAUGCGCCCUUGCCGCCUGUGACUACACUAAUCCUUAUGGCUGUGUGUGCCCUAUGGCUCCCUAUUAUACUGGUGGUGGUCUCACCUGUGGCGGUGAAUUGAGUAAGGGACAGUAUUGCUCUAAUGUUGGUGACAUUUCUUAUGGUCAUAGCGAUAUUUGGCAGUGCGCUCCCAACGGUACCAGUAUUUGCAGGUUAGGACCUUGCACGUAUGGUUGCUGUGGAACCUCUGAUGGAAAUAGCUUUUGCUGUGCUGAUGCUCAGUGCACUGGAUGUCUUGAUAAGCAUGCCAGCGCUAGGUGGUAUUUUUUUGGAAACGGUUGUGAUUGUUUUAAGGAUAAUAGUAAUGGCUGCCAAACUGGUACAUGUACCGGUAGUGGUACAUGCCCUUGUUAG